This is a messenger RNA of Ostrea edulis (European flat oyster), 1019 nucleotides long. Its product is annotated as GATA zinc finger domain-containing protein 15-like. Bases 39 to 665 code for a protein of 208 amino acids. The transcript is spliced from 5 exons. Lineage: Eukaryota; Metazoa; Mollusca; Bivalvia; Ostreida; Ostreidae. The record is from RefSeq and is a predicted model, not a curated record.
AGCACACUUCUAUCACUAAGCAUCACCAACCUGUAACAAUGUCGAAACAGGAAAAACUUGAGAGCGAAAGCAUAAGCAGUAAAGACAAUCAGAAGAAAACAAACAAAGAUAAGAAAAACACAAAAAAUACAAACAAUGACUAUGGCAAAAUAGAUAGUCAAAGCGAACAGAACAACACUCACCUCAAACCGAAUAAUAACAACAACAAACACAGUAACAACAACAACCACAACAAACACAGUAACAACAACAACAACAAACACAGUAACAACAACAACAACAACAAACACAGUAACAACAACAACAACAACAAACACAGCAACAACAACAACAACAACAAACACAGUAACAACAACAACAACAACAACAAACACAGUAACAACAACAACAACAACAAUAUCCAACAUCACAAUAACAACAACAACAACAUCCAACAUCACAAUAACAACAACAACAACAUCCAACAUCACAAUAACAACAACAACAUUCAACAUCACAAUAACAACAACAACAACAUUCGCAGCAAGAACUCCAAGUCGGCGGAAGACGGUCACGACCUGUUAGCUCCUACCACGCCUCCAAGUAUCAAUGCCAAUGCAAAUGUUGCGAACUAUAACAUAACCCCUCCCCCUACUCCACCGUCAAAGAACAACAACAACAAGUAGAGGCAAAACCAACGCGGACUGACCGACAUACAGCCCUGUUUUUACGAUUCGACUUCUCCAUAAUAAGCUGCUGAUCAUAUAGCUUCUCUCCCGAUUGUAAUGGACGGAAAACAUUCUAUAAUUUCUUAUCUGACGCGCCUGUAUUCAAAUUAAGCUUCUUUUAAUUUUCUAAUUCUAACCUACAUUGUAUAUUGAAUAUUUGCUAUGUGUUGAUUAAAAAUGGUUUGAUUAUAGCAUCAAAAUACGAAGACAAGAAAAAUGAAAUGAGAACAGAAUCUCCUUCAGAGGAUAUAUUGUUCAUGAUUAUGUGUAACGUUAAAGAAAAUAAAGACAGCAAUCUAUCAGUCAAACAAA